CAUUGAGCGAGAGAGAGAAUUUGAGACAAGUGUCCUCCAUUUGAGGACGAAGAAUGACUGGUUUGGUAGGUGAUGAAAAAAUAUAUAUAUUCUGGCUCAGUCACUGUUGUUUAGCUAAAGACAGGGUGUCCAUAUCUUCACACUUUUUAUAGUGAGCCCUCUAAACCAACGGAGAAGAAAAUUUUGGUAGAGAGGGAGAGAAUUUUUAGAGAGAGAAAUGGAGAACAAUGAGAGAAAAAUUAUGGAGAUUGAUGAAAAAACAUCUGAUGAUCAACCUGAGUUCAACUACAAGGGUAUCAAGGCCAUGCCACUCAUCAUAGGGAAUGAGACAUUCGAGAAGCUCGGGGCCAUUGGUACACUGUCCAAUCUUCAGGUGUAUUUAACCUCCGUUUUCAACAUGUCGCGCAUCAACGCGACAACUCUUCUUAGCAUCUUCAAUGGCACCACAAAUUUUGCUACCUUGUUGGGAGCUUUUCUAUCUGACACUUAUCUUGGCCGAUACAAAACAUUGGGAUAUGCUUCAGUCUCUUCAUUCCUGGGAUUGUUCGUUAUAACUCUAACAGCAGUAUUUAAUAAGUUGCAUCCACCCAAUUGUGGAGCGCACGACAGUAAAUGUAUCGGUCCAGACGCAGGACAAAUGGCGUUUCUAUGGCUCGGUUUUGGCCUAAUGAUAAUUGGGGCAGGUGGGAUCCGACCGUGUAACUUAGCGUUUGGGGCCGAUCAAUUCAACCCCAAUACUGAAUCUGGGAAGAGGGGUAUCAACAGUUUCUUCAACUGGUACUUUUUCACGAUUACAUUCGCACAGAUGAUAUCAGUAACACUAGUGGUUUACGUACAAUCUGAUGUGAGCUGGUCUAUAGGAUUAGCCAUCCCUUGUAUUUUU
Olea europaea var. sylvestris is the source of this 883-nucleotide messenger RNA. RefSeq names its product protein NRT1/ PTR FAMILY 2.11-like. Gene Ontology annotation, biological process: transmembrane transport. Gene Ontology annotation, cellular component: plasma membrane. Gene Ontology annotation, molecular function: transmembrane transporter activity. The transcript has 3 exons. The annotation marks the transcript as partial. NCBI's taxonomy places the organism in Eukaryota, Viridiplantae, Streptophyta, Magnoliopsida, Lamiales, Oleaceae. The record is from RefSeq and is a predicted model, not a curated record.